AGAGGAGAUCUAACGUAUAGCUGCUGAGCUACCCAUUAGGACAGGGACACAUUUAACAGUGAGGACGUGUGAACGAGUUUUUCUUCAAAAGCAAAUGUUAACUUUCGGAUAGUACCGUUUGCUAGACUGUCCAGCGUUUCGGGUGCUGGCUUUCUGCUUACUUUCUGGCGUUCUGCGGGGGAAAUAGCAAAAAAUGUCGUCUCCAAGUCCGGGUAAAAGGCGAAUGGAUACCGAUGUGGUGAAACUCAUUGAGAGCAAACAUGAAGUCACCAUCCUCAGUGGACUCAAUGAAUUUGUAGUGAAGUUUUAUGGACCACAAGGAACACCAUAUGAAGGUGGGGUGUGGAAAGUGCGAGUAGAUCUUCCAGAUAAAUACCCCUUCAAAUCGCCGUCAAUAGGAUUCAUGAACAAGAUUUUUCAUCCCAACAUCGAUGAAGCGUCAGGGACAGUGUGCUUAGAUGUCAUCAACCAGACAUGGACAGCUCUUUACGAUUUGACCAACAUCUUUGAGUCGUUUCUGCCCCAACUGCUGGCUUACCCAAACCCCAUCGAUCCCCUGAACGGAGAUGCAGCUGCCAUGUACCUUCAUCGGCCAGAGGACUACAAGCAGAAAAUCAAAGAGUACAUCCAGAAAUAUGCAACAGAGGAGGCUCUGAAGGAGCAGGAGGAGGGGGCCGGUGACUCUUCAUCUGAAAGCUCCAUGUCUGAUUUCUCAGAAGACGAAGCCCAGGACAUGGAGUUGUAGUAAUAGGAGGGCUCCCCCAUCCCACCCCCCUCCUUUAACCCAUCACAAAGACUAUAUUUGAUUUCCUAACUAUGAAAAAAGCAGACUUAUAAUAUUCAUAUUUAAACAAGUUGAUUUUUUUAUUUUUAUUAUUACUACUAAAACAAGGAUUUUUAUGAAAAUAUAUAUAUAUAUAUAUAUAGCCUUUGGUGUGUUUGACAGACACCCCUUCCUCUCUGUAGUUGUUAAUCCCUGCCGCACAGUUGUCAUGGCGAUCGCAUCCAUAUUCUCUGCCCGUCACCUCUGCGUUUGUUUGACGUUUCUCUCCCCACGCAUCUAAAUUCUUGACUCGGACUUCACUCUGGUUUUAUCGUGCACCCCAAGUUGACUCUGACCAGCUUGUUGGUUGUUGCUCGCCCAGGUCACCACAGCGCCAUCGUCUAGUCACAAAACAGCUUUUUAAGACAAAACUUGACGUUUUUGUGCAAAUUCUGGGGGGGUUUGCUUGCACGUUUUAACAAAUAUAUCGUGCAGUAGAGGCUCUUGGCUUUGACUAGUUUUUUUUUUUUUUUGACUUUAUGGCUUCUCACGUUGUAU
Nematolebias whitei (Rio pearlfish) is the source of this 1321-nucleotide messenger RNA. RefSeq names its product ubiquitin-conjugating enzyme E2H (UBC8 homolog, yeast) (gene ube2h). The transcript is spliced from 7 exons. The record is from RefSeq and is a predicted model, not a curated record. Gene Ontology annotation, biological process: ubiquitin-dependent protein catabolic process; protein polyubiquitination. Gene Ontology annotation, cellular component: nucleus. The coding region runs from base 194 to 745 and encodes 183 amino acids. NCBI's taxonomy places the organism in Eukaryota, Metazoa, Chordata, Actinopteri, Cyprinodontiformes, Rivulidae. Gene Ontology annotation, molecular function: ubiquitin conjugating enzyme activity.